Messenger RNA from Macroventuria anomochaeta, 2324 nucleotides. RefSeq lists its product as uncharacterized. The record is from RefSeq and is a predicted model, not a curated record. Gene Ontology annotation, molecular function: zinc ion binding; DNA-binding transcription factor activity, RNA polymerase II-specific. Gene Ontology annotation, cellular component: nucleus. The coding region runs from base 111 to 2078 and encodes 655 amino acids. The transcript is spliced from 7 exons. NCBI's taxonomy places the organism in Eukaryota, Fungi, Ascomycota, Dothideomycetes, Pleosporales, Didymellaceae.
GACCCCGAUCUUCAGCUGCAGGAGAAGCUUCAGCAGUUCAGCAACCAAGUAAUGCAGGUGCGCAUCCUCACUUUCAAGCGCAGCAACGACCGACACAUUCGCCGCAGCAAAUGGCACAUGUCGCAAUGAGCUUAGGCGAACACCACGAACAAUUCGAUCCCAACGACCCAAACCGAAAGCGAUCGAAGGUAUCGCGAGCUUGCGACGAGUGCCGGCGGAAGAAGAUUCGAUGCGAUGCGACCAGCGAGAAUGGACCAGAAGCUUGCUCGAGCUGUAAGAGGACCGGCGCGAGAUGUCAGUUUAGUAGACAGCCAAUGAAGCGUGGCCCCAGCAAAGGUUACAUCAAAGAACUGGCGGAUCGUCUGAACUCUCUUGAGAGCCAGAUUCAGCAACCUCAAGCCCACCAAUUCGACCUUCAGAACCUAGCGGAGCAGAACUUCGCAGAGAUUCAAAGUCCACCUCAGUUCCAUCGAAAACGUACACAUAGCAUGUCAGAGGGGUUUCAGGAUGCUUUUGGCCGGUCCAGCUGGUCCGGUCAGGACCGCGAAAUACCGCUGAAUGGUGAUCGUCGUACCUCAUUCGGUGACAUGACAUUGGCUGGUAAUCUAAUUACAGGCGCCAAUGAAGGGACACUGAAGGCGUACUACAAUCUGAUCCAUCCCACACUGCCAAUCCUACCGCACGAUUCUACGUCCUUGAACCGUCUCACGAAUUGCCCGCCAAAAUUACGAGAAGCCUUCUUCCUCUCACUCGAUGCCUGUGUCCGAUCGUUUGCACCCCGGGCGUUACCACCGAUUGACGCAAGCUUGACUCAGCUUUUGCACCAGACCUUUGCUUCAGUUGAUGGUGCAAAGCUUACACUCAACGACUCAGAUCCGUCACGCCAGCUCUAUAACAAUCUGGUCUACUGUCAAUCUUUGAUACUGCUCGCACUAGCAUCAGACAAACCCGGAUCAGGAGUAGUUGGUAGUAUCUCCCAGCUUCUCGGUCAGAUCGCAGGGUGCAUUAGUGAAGCUGGUUUUAACGACGUCAGGGUGUUGAAUUCGCUGAAGGACCAAGAUCAAGAUGCCUUCCAAGGCUCACGUCGUUUGUUUUGGACAGCGCUCAUCUUAGAUCGAUUCCAUGCUUCGAGCCGGUCAAAAGACAUAAUGCUGCCGUUGCACUCGGGCUCCCUUACUCGCGACGACUACUCAGCACUUGGUGACCUUGGCUACCACCUUGCUCGCGGUGCCAAGAUCGUAGGUCAGGUAGCUGCUGUGAAUCGCGCAGGCAGUGUACUUAGCAUAGAGCCUUCAUCGCCGUUCGCUUCCCUUCCUCUGGCCGCUACAUCGCCUGAAUCCAUCUACCUUAACGGCCAGCUGACAGGCUAUCGAGAAUCGAUCGACAUUACAGACCUGACGAAUAACUCACCACCUCAUCUCGCUUAUCAGUAUCUGCGCGUCUUUGUCGGACGUCUAUCCUCACAACACGUGCCCUCGACCGAGCUUCUUGGCUUGACGAAGGAACUUCUCAGUAACUUGACAAGUGGAGCGAUCACACCUUUACACCACGUAUGCGCUAGCCUCGUCGCAACCUCUCUGGCUGAGCUCUCCGAUAGAGUCGAGACUCAAGUCGAAGCACACGCUGCCAUAAAGGAAAUGAGUGAUGCUCUCAACAACGGACAGAUCCUCCACCACAGCAUGGACCAUGUUGGCUGGGAUGCAGCCAUAAGGGAAAUCUUGCAUCAAAAACAAGCUCCUACACCCCCAACAAAUACACUCCCUGAACAAACAACAUCGGCGUCAGAACCCAACAUGGCCGGCCUUCAGCAUCUCGCUGCAGCCGCCGUUGGCGAGCGUGAAGGCACCGAACCCCGCCCAGUCAGCAGCGGAGGCAACGGCAACCACGAGUCGUCACUGGCCACCACUGAACACGAUCUCUCAGCUGCGAUGGCGGCAGCAAAUGAUGCUGCGAUGGCUCAAGCGACCGCUGCUGCUGCACAGCAACAACUCACUGCGUCAUCGCCAGACGCUAAGAACGGGAAUAACUUUGACUCCAGUGCGUUGAAGCAAGAUGACUUUAUGGCAUCACUGUCGUGAUCCACGUCUGCACUUCUUUGUACGCCUCUGUGUUUCAUGGUUCUGACAGGUUGUGGGCACGGGUAUUGACAUGGAAGCCUUCGCGGCAUCCGCAGAUAUCGAUGUCCAUGCCAUCACCCGUGCAGUAUACCAGGCCGCAUUGUCGAAUGGGAAGGGGCCAUUCGCCAGGUCCUAGGUCUGAGCUGGGCUAGGAAAAUGUCUUGUCUGUUUGUUCUGUUCUAUUCUCGAAGGCGUACGAGGCGACUG